AUCAAAAUGAUUUGAACUCUCCUUCAGAGGGUCUGUACAACCGUACAACCACCAUCAACACUUACUAUGCCAUUGGAGGAGAAAACGGAGUUGUCGCCGCCACGGCACGAGAGCGAAGAUAGAAAGAGAAGCUCCAGCUCAGUCGAUGAUGACGCGAAACCAGAUGAAACCAAAGGUGGAAUGGGACCGUAUCUGCGAGUAUUUAGAUAUGCGGACAAGACAACCUGGCUGCUGAAUGUCGUAGCCUUCAUUGCUGCCAUUGCAGCUGGCACUCUGCUACCGCUUAUGGACUUAGUGUUUGGCAAGUUCGUUACCGCAUUCAAUGGCUUUGCAGUUGGGACAAUUGGACCAGCUGAAUACCGCUCUCAAGUCAACAAAUACACCCUCUACUUUGUGUACCUGUUCAUUGCCAAGUUUGCUUGUGUUUACAUCCACUCAGUACUGAUCUCCAUAUCUGCGAUCCGCACAACGAAGGCUUUGCGAAUCGACUUCAUCAAACACAUCCUCCGACAGAACAUUGCUUAUUUUGACGCAGACGCAGCUGCAUCUGUUACCGUUCAGGCUACGACUAACGGAAAUAAUGUCAACAACGGCAUCUCGGAGAAGUUGACGCUGACCAUACAAGCUGUAUCGACCUUCGUAACUGCUUUCAUCGUCGCUUUUGCAGUUCAAUGGAAGCUUACCUUGAUCACUUUGGGUGUUGUUCCUGCCAUUCUAAUCGUCACCAGUAUUUGCAUCGGUAUCGACACGAAGAAUGAGGCAGAGAUGCUUCCCAUAUACUCCAGGGCCGGAUUGAUUGCAGAAGAAGUUUUCUCGACUGUUCGCACGGUCCACUCUUUCUGGCUCAACCCGCUCCUGUCCAACAGAUACGACAAGCUCCUUGGUGAUGCUAUGGAAGUCGGUAUGAAGAAGUCGCCAAACUACGCAGUGUUAUUCUCAACUGAGUUCUUCUGCGUGUACUCUGGUUACGCCUUGGCUUUCUGGCAGGGUAUCCGUCGGUACCAGAGUGGUGAGAUCAGUGAGUCUGGCGAUGUCUUCGUAGUCAUUCUUGCUGUCAUUGUUGCUGCGACAGCAAUGACUCAGAUUGCACCCCAAAUCCUUGCAUUCACCAAAGCCUCAUCCUCGGCAGAAGAGAUUUUCAGGACCAUCGAUCGACAGUCCGAGAUCGACCCACUCAGCGAAGAGGGUAAAGUUCCUGAAACAUGCACUGGUGACAUACAGAUUGAGGGUGUGAGCUUUGCCUACCCUGCUAGGCCUGACGUUACCGUCUUAAAGGGUCUGCAACUUUCAGCUCCUGCUAACAAGACGACUGCUCUAGUCGGUGCAAGUGGAUCCGGAAAGUCCACCAUCAUUGGCCUACUAGAACGGUGGUACGACCAGCCGAGUGGCACAAUCUUCCUCGAUGGAGUUGAUAUUCGAGAACUCAACUUGCAUUGGCUGAGAACGAACGUUCGAUUGGUGCAGCAAGAGCCCGUGCUGUUCGCAGGAACAGUGUAUGACAACGUCGCUUACGGCCUUUUUGGAACGCCAAAGGCCAAUCUGCCUGCAGCCGAACAACGUGCACUAGUUGAAAAGGCUUGUAAGGAUGCCUACGCCGAUGAGUUUAUCGAACGUUUGCCGAAAGGGUACGACACUCAGCUUGGCGAGCGAGCAAUGAACCUUUCUGGUGGGCAGAAGCAAAGACUCGCUAUUGCACGCAGCAUCGUCUCUGAGCCUAGGGUUCUACUUCUAGAUGAGGCUACAAGUGCACUGGAUCCCAAUGCUGAGAGGAUUGUGCAACAAGCCCUCGAUCGGGUAUCGAAGGAUCGAACGACAAUCGUCAUUGCGCACAAAUUGUCCACGGUUCGUAACGCAGACAACAUAGCUGUCAUGGCAGAUGGGGCCGUAAUUGAGCAAGGCACUCAUGGCGAUCUGCUCGCUCGCAACGGUGCAUACUCUCGCCUUGUCAGGGCGCAAGAUCUUGGCAACGCUGGUGCUGGAGACGACGAGAGCAUGGAAGAGAAGGAAAGCGCCGCCAGGAUCGAGCUUGUCCGCACUCAGACGCAGGCGUCUGGCGUCGAGAACGCUGCGAAACAGCGUGCGAAGGACGGCAUUCACUACAAUCUCUUCCACUGCAUUUGGAUCAUUUUCAUGGAGCAGAAGCACCUUUACAAGUGGUUCUUGGUUCUCAGUUUAGCGACUCUAGCCGGAGGCGCGACAUACCCCGCUCAAGCUAUUCUCUUCUCCCGAAUAGUUCAGGCUUUCCAACUAGCCCCAGGACCAGCUGUAAAGCAAGGCGACUUCUUCUCGUUGAUGUUUUUCGUUGUUGCACUUGGUAAUCUGGCAGUAUUUGCUGCCAUAGGAUGGGCAAGCAACAUCGUUGCGCAGCACGUAUCGAGGAGGUACCGGCGCGAAAUCUUCGACCUUGUUCUGAGACAAGACAUGGCUUUCUUCGACGAUCCAGCCAAUGCAGGUGGAGCGCUAGCCUCGAAUCUCUCUUCUUACCCAACGAGUAUCCUAGAAACCAUGGGCUUCAAUGUCAUGCUCAUCUUGAUCAACAUCGUCAACGUGUUGUCAAGCUCCAUUUUGGCCAUAGCUGUCGGCUGGAAACUCGGGUUAGUGGUCGUCUUUGGAGCCCUACCGCCACUCGUGUCUGCUGGCUACGUUCGAAUCAGACUUGAGUUUAAACUAGAAGAAGAGACCGGCAAGCGAUUCGCUAGCAGCGCGGCUUUGGCCGCCGAGGCAGUCUCUGCGAUUCGUACAGUCUCCAGUCUAGCAUUAGAGAAGUACAUCCUGGAACAGUACCAGGAACGUCUGGACGGCGUUGCUCUCCGAUCCACAAAAGCUCUUGUGUGGACCAUGUUCUGGUAUUCCCUUUCGCAAUCGGUGUCCUUCCUAGCCAUGGCAUUAGGUUUCUGGUACGGUGGCCGCCUCAUCAGCUAUUACGAGUACACAACAACGCAGUUCUUCACUGUGUUCAUCGCAGUCAUCUUCUCCGGAGAAGCUGCUGCUGCCUUCUUCUCGUACACUACAAGUCUGACCAAGACAACAACCGCCGCCAACUACAUUUUCUGGCUACGUCGACUGCAGCCUGCUGUACAAGAAGAUGCAUCGAAACCGCCCUUCGACUACGGCAAAGACAAAGGCCCAACACACAUUGAGAUUCAAGAUAUUGCUUUCGCGUACGAGUCUCGACCUCGUGCCAAAGUGCUUGAGGGCGUGGACGUUGAUGUUCACCCUGGCCAAUUUAUUGCAUUCGUCGGCGCGAGUGGCUGCGGCAAGUCAACGAUGAUUUCGCUUCUCGAACGUUUCUACGACCCCGUGUCCGGACGCAUAUUGUGCGACGGUACCGCUUUACCUGAACUGUGUCCCCACAAGUAUCGAAGGGACAUCGCUCUUGUGCAACAGGAGCCUGUACUGUAUCAAGGAUCGAUCCGGGACAAUAUUGCCAUGGGUAUCGAAUCAGAAGUCACAGAUGCUCAAGUUCAGUUUGCUGCCAAACAGUCCAACAUUCACGACUUCAUAACGUCGCUUCCCGAGGGCUUCGCAGCGCUAUGUGGUAACAGGGGCACACAGCUUUCUGGUGGUCAGCGCCAACGCAUCGCCCUUGCUCGCGCGCUCAUUCGCGAGCCUCGUCUGCUACUUUUGGAUGAAGCCACGUCUGCACUAGACACAGAGUCGGAGAAGAUCGUGCAAGCUGCUCUCGAGAAAGCGAAGAGCGGUCGCACCACCAUCGCAGUCGCUCAUCGUCUGAGCACUAUCAAGGAUGCUGACUGUAUUAUUGUGUUUGCAAGAGGAAAGAUCGUAGAGAGCGGCACGCACAAAGAUUUGCUGGCGAAGCGUGGAGUGUACUAUGAGAUGAGCCUAGGGCAGAGUCUCGACAGGCAGGUACCGAACUAAGGCGUGUGUAACAUAUAGCAUAGACG
This is a messenger RNA of Macroventuria anomochaeta, 3905 nucleotides long. Its product is annotated as multidrug resistance protein-like protein 1. Gene Ontology annotation, cellular component: membrane. The transcript is spliced from 8 exons. The coding region runs from base 67 to 3879 and encodes 1270 amino acids. Gene Ontology annotation, biological process: transmembrane transport. Lineage: Eukaryota; Fungi; Ascomycota; Dothideomycetes; Pleosporales; Didymellaceae. The record is from RefSeq and is a predicted model, not a curated record. Gene Ontology annotation, molecular function: ATP binding; ABC-type transporter activity; ATP hydrolysis activity.